UGCAACACUCGUAACGCAAGAAGUGCUUUGAAAAAAAGCAUAAUUGAGAAAGAAGGGCCUUUUGUAAAUGAUGGCCAGUCCAAUAGCUUUCUACUUUUCCAUUAGCUUCCUCUCCUAUGUUUCUCUUUUCUUUCUUCUCUGCUCCUCAAAGAAUGGCUAUGCUUUGGGUGGUGGAGAGAGAAAGACUUUGCAAAGGUACUUUCAUACAGUUCAAGUCAACUCUCUUUUACCAGUUUCUGUUUGCAGCCCUUCUACCAAAGAUAAGAGGAAUGGAGCGUCACUGAAAGUAGUUCACAAGUACGGUCCAUGCUUUCAUCUAAAUGAACAUAAUACAGAGAGUGCUCCAACAGUGACUGAGAUCCUCCGUCGUGACCAGUCUCGAGUCAACUCAAUCCAGUCUCGUCUCAGACGAAACAGUCUAAAAGAGUCCAAGGCCACGACCAUUCCGGCGAACUCCGGCAAUUCAAUCGGCACCGGAAACUACAUCGUGAGAAUCGGACUCGGAACCCCGAAAAAAGACCUCACCCUCAUCUUCGACACCGGCAGCGAUUUCACCUGGACUCAAUGCCAGCCAUGUUUCGGGUCCUGCUAUCAACAACAAGAUCCAAUCUACGAUCCUUCUCUCUCAUCCACAUACACCAACAUCACUUGUAGCUCCCAGCAGUGCUCUCAACUCUCCUCCGCCACCAGCUUCGAUCCUCGUUGUUUCACCAACACCUGUUUCUACGGCAUCGAGUACGGCGAUUCGUCAGUCUCUCAAGGCUUCUUUGGAUCCGAAACUAUCACAUUGACACCCUCCGAUGUUUUCCCCAAUUUCCUCUUCGGUUGCGGCCAAAAUAACACUGGUCUCUUCGGCGGCGCCGCCGGAUUGAUCGGACUCGGCCGAGAUCCAUUGUCUCUUGUCUCACAAACAUCUUCCAAAUACGGAAAUUACUUCUCCUACUGUCUUCCUUCAACAACGAGCUCCUCCGGAUACCUAACCUUCGGAAACGGAGGAGGAAGCUCCAAUGGAUCAUCUCUGCAAUUCACUCCACUGUUAUCGAACUCGCAAGCUUCGUCGUACUUCUUCGAUAUAAUCGGAAUCAAAGUCAGUGGCCAGACAUUAUCGAUCUCAAAAUCGGUGUUCGAGACCGCCGGUUCGAUAAUCGAUUCCGGCACCGUCAUAACUCGCCUCCCUCCGGCGGCGUACGAUGCAUUGAAAACGGCUUUCCGGGAUCAGAUGAAGCAAUAUCCAAUGGCUCAAGCUCUGGGAUUAUUCGAUACUUGUUACGAUCUGAGCAAGUACAACUCUGUGGAGAUUCCGCAGAUCAGCUUCUUGUUCGGCGGCAACAUCGAGGUUCCUCUAAUCGCGAACGGGAUAAUUUACGCCGUAAGUGCGUCACAGGUCUGCUUGGCGUUCGCCGGAAACAGCGCCGCCUCCGACGUGGGCAUUUUUGGGAAUGUACAGCAGCAGACUUUGGAUGUGGUAUAUGAUGUUGCAGGAGGGAAGCUAGGGUUUGGCUCUGGAGGGUGUUCAUAAUAAGCUUGACUUGCAUGAGAAAGAAAGAGAACCACAAAAUAAUCAUGCGCUGUAUUAUAAGUGCGAUUUUUAAAAUAUAUCACGCCGUGUAAUUGGUAUGUAAGUCUAAAAGUUAGACCCGAAUUUAGUGAUGUGUCAACAAAUUAUUAGUUGAUAAUUAAAUAUUUUUUAAUUAUUAAUCAAUUAUUUUCUUAACAUGCCA
Camellia sinensis is the source of this 1721-nucleotide messenger RNA. NCBI's taxonomy places the organism in Eukaryota, Viridiplantae, Streptophyta, Magnoliopsida, Ericales, Theaceae. The record is from RefSeq and is a predicted model, not a curated record.